Messenger RNA from Ceutorhynchus assimilis (cabbage seed weevil), 3379 nucleotides. NCBI's taxonomy places the organism in Eukaryota, Metazoa, Arthropoda, Insecta, Coleoptera, Curculionidae. The record is from the annotation of a GenBank genome assembly.
AAAAAAUAGUAAAUUUGACAAAUGACAGGAAAAACAAAACCGUUUCCAUUUUAUAGAAAGAUAAAUUCAAAUUUAUCCAAUCUGGAUGGUAGUUCUGUGUAGUUUUGUCUCGUAUUAGGCUGGGGGGGUGAUAUUGUUAUAAAUUAAUAUUAAAUAAAAGUUAUAUUUCAAAAUGCAACCAGCAACAGAGGAGUCAGAUUGUCACACUCCCAAAAAACAAAUACUACAUUCCAUCAAAAUACCAGCUUCCCCAUAUAUGAAAAGAAUUGGCUUCGGAACAGGCAUUGCAGUCUACGAACUAGAACGUUCUCCAGCUUUCAACAAGUUUAGGUCACCAUGGGCAUUGAAAAAGUUACUGAAACGUACACGAAAGGAUACUGCUAAGAAUACUGAGCUCCAAAAACGUUUAAACUACGAAGCCGAAAUAUUGCGUAAACUAGACCAUCCCAACAUUGUCGGAUUCAGGGCCUUUGUAGAAAAAAAAGAUGGGAACAUCUUGGCCAUGGAGGAAUGCAGUUUCUGCUUGGGGGACUUAAUUGAAAAGAGGCAAGAAGACGAAAAAGGGCCUUUCGAUGCAAAAAUUUUGAAGAAAGUUUGCUUGGAUGUUGCCAAAGCAAUAUCAUACCUGCACAACACUGCUUUACUAAUGCAUUGUGAUUUGAAAUCUUAUAAUGUCCUGAUAAAAAAUGAUUUUGAAAAAUGCAAACUUUGUGAUUUUGGUGUUUGCCUUCCUAUAACUGCAGACGGCAAUUUGGAUUUAAACAAAGCUCCAAGGGCUAAGUUCUGUGGAACCAAAUGUUGGUACGCACCAGAAGUAUUACGAGAUCCCCAAAUCAUUACAACAAAAGCUGAUAUUUAUAGCUUUGGUCUAAUGAUAUGGGAAAUGAUUGCCCUUUGUCCUCCCAUUUUUGAAGAUAUGAUUGAAGAUAUCAAGAAAACUUCAGAAAUGGAUGAAGAAAAAUUGGAUGAAUUACUGGCAAAAGAGGGUUUUCGAAAGAGGCCACCUAUACCAGCAGAUGUAGAUUUGGGUGAAGAAUAUAAACAUAUUCUGGAAAUCUAUUAUCGCUGCACUUGUGAAGACAUGAAAGAUAGACCAUUGGCCAGUGAUCUUGAGGUUAUUCUAAAUGAUAUUUUUUAUAAGAAAUAAUUAUAUUAUUUUAUAGUAAGGGAUAGAAAUUACAAGUUGUUUUUUGGUAGAAACAUCCUACUUUCAGAUUUAUUUAACAAAGUUACAGGCUGUAAAGAUUCAGGAUUCAAAUAUGUAAGAGCGCAUUGUACUUAAACUCAUGGGUUUGUUUUAAUUUAUUUAUAUCGAUUUGCACCGACCAUUUUAAAUGAAGUUCAAAGAUAAUCAACGCUAAAAAUCACAUUUUUACAUGUAAAAGCAUACAAAAAGGCGUUGAUUAUCAUUGAACUUCGGGCAGUGCAAACGGCCAUUAGGUAGGCAAAGCUUGCCUUAUUUUGCUGAAAUGGACAUAAAUUUACAGUUUUUAAUUUCAGGAAUUCGAUAUUGCAAGCAUUAUUUACAUAUUUCCUUUUUUUUUUUGUGGAGUUGACCUACCCAAUGGACAAGUCCUAGAACUUUGCUCUUCUUAUUCAAAAACACUGUAGCUGCAUACAUAAAAAUCCUAGUAAGGGAAUCAAAAUACAUAAUCAAAACCUGCUAAAAUUAAUUUCUAUAUCUAUAUAGAAAUGUAAACUCAGAAAGUAGGAUAUAGGUAUAAUUAAUAACUUUUUUUAACUUGCUAAAGUUUCGAUACAUGGGCACCAUUAUGACUGUCAUCUCGUUUCACAUUGUGACGUCAAUGUGACAAAAUUGUUGUUUCCCUGGCACAUUAAUAUCUGUUGUUUUAUUUGCUAAUUUCUUCCCCUAUUAAUGCCCGGUUUAUUCGUCUGUUAAUAGGCUUGCUGGAAACUGUCUAUAAGACAAAACUAGUUAUCCGGCCGACCAUUAGGAUUAUAGUUUGCGUUUUUAUUUUUUAGAAUGUGUUACCUGAUUUUAUUUUUAGAAGCUGAAUAAACCGGGCCUAGAUGAUUUUCUAUUUUAUAAGUAUUAUGUUUUUUGCUUAUUUCUUCUCCUACUAAGGCCCGGUUGCAUUUUUCCGUUUCCUAUAGUGCUAGCGCAACCGAGUGCGCUAAUCCUGUAGCAAACAGAUGCAAGACCUGUAAUUCCAUUCCCUAAGUGGUUUACGCACCUCACACAUUUAUUAAGCAUGGCUCUGCAUACCUGAAAAAGAAAUAUGUGCGUUUGAAUGAAUGAGUGAAUGAAUGAAUGAAUGAAUGAACUCUUUAUAAUGUAUAUAGAUAUUUUACUUCUUCGGUUGGUUUAUAUCUUACCUCAAUUAUUGUAUUUAAAUUUUCCUUCAACAGCGGAUCUCUAAGUUUUGUGUAUUUGUUAGAUUAUUUCAUUUUGACAAUCAAUUUAGCAGGGCAUCUCAAGUUUCUGGCAUGCGUGCUGUUGCUUUCUUGUUUCAUUUUUGCAGCUGUGUUGACAGACAAAAUCUUUUCUAAAUUGGAGUCUUUUCAAAUUAUUAUAGGUUUGAUGCACAAUUCAUUGUAGUUUGGUCACAGCAGAGAAUUUAUUGAUUCGAUUGAUACUCUGGCUAUUGCAGUCCUCAAUAGACAUUUUGGUUCUAACUAGUACCUCAUACUCGCUUUCAUUUGUCAUAUCGCAUUUCAGGAUUCGGCAGUCUUCAUCAAACUGCCCUAUGAUACCUUCCAUUGCGAUGAGGCUCAAGUAACACCCACUACUUAACCACAAUAAACAAACAGAUUACCGUAUUAAUCAGCUGAUGGCUUGAAGAUGCGCAUAAGGUGCGUUAACCACUUAGGGAAUGGAAUACAGGUCAUGCAUCCAUUUCCUACAGGAUUAGCGCACUCGGUUGUGCUAGCACUAUAGGAAAUGGAAAAAUGCGACCCAGUUCAUUCAUCUGUCGAUAAGCUUGCUGGAAACUGUCUAUAAGACAAAACUAGUUAUCUGGUCGACCAAUAGGAUUAUAGUUUGCGUUUUUAUUUUUUAGUAUGUAAUACCUGAUUUUAUUUUCAGAAGCUGAAUAAACCGGGCCUAGAUCAUAUUUUUUUAUGUUGUUUGACUAAGGGCGGGUAUUAUAAAACUAUUUUGACAGAUAACUAAAAGUUAACUUCUGGAAUGAUGUUACUUCUUAUAGUAAUUCCAAAAGUUAACUUUUAGUUAUCUGUCAAAAUAGUUUUAUAAUACCCGCCCUAGUGCAGUAUAUUGUAAGUAGGUUACUGUGAACUGUGUCCGUUUUGUUGAAUGUUUAUUAUUUUGUUUAUUGAUGUUUUUUUUUUGUUUUCACACAGUUCAAAAAAUGUAUGGAGUUAUAUAUUUUUUUGUAAUAAAUCUAUCAUUAUUAUCUCA